AGUUUGAUAAAGUUCAGCACUUUUCAGAGUCAAAGACAAAAACUGACACAGGACCGGCAGCUAAUGUCUUUGGAGAGAGACUAUGAUUCAAGAAACAAAAUUUAUAGCACCCAGCUCGUGAAGUCCAACAUUAUGAUAUCUGAUGAAAUUUAGUCCAGGAUCCAGGUAGGACUUCCAGUUCUGUCCUAUCCCUAUCAUCCGUAAAGCAAAUCUCAAACCUCUUGGAAAUGGCUAAGCUGUUGGCCAGCACGGCAUGAGCUUUCGUUCAUCACCUUAGAAAGGAUAGUAUUCAACUGUGAUGUCAGCAGAAAGAAGUGGAUUGCGUGAUGUCACAUCUGUUAGGAAUAUCCUAGUGGCCUCUAGCAGGGGAACUUGUUGCCUUUGGUGAGAAUACAGCGUGGGGGCAAUGUCCUGAGGUGUCUGCAGAAGUCUCACUGCUCUGAACAUGGUGAAAGAGCAUUGGAUUAGAAUGGGAUUAAAAUGUUGGUCCUUACCCUCUGGUUUUUCACUCCUCUAAUCAGCAGCAUCCAUGCAGAGUGUGGCCUCAGACCAUCUCACCAGCCUUCUCUGGGGAAUGGUGGAAGGAUCAUAGGGGGGACAGACGCCAAUGCUGGUGAUUUCCCCUGGCAAGUGAGCAUCCAGAGCAAAGGGAGACAUUUCUGCGGAGGCACCAUCAUCAGCAGCUGGUGGAUUUUAACCGCGGCACAUUGCUUUGUGAAAGAGCUGCCACCAGAUCUCACUGUUGUGGUGGGGGGCAUAGACCUGAGCCACAAGCUGGAAAAGAAAAAGCUGGACAGCUUGAUUCUCCACGAAAACUUUGACAGUGAGAGCAUGGAAAAUGAUAUUGCUUUGAUCCUGCUUGACUCUCCCAUCCAACUCAAUGAACAGAAAAUGCCCAUCUGCUUGCCCUUCAUAAGUGACCUCCACGUAUGGAAAGAUUGCUGGGUUGCUGGAUGGGGCACCACACUUGCAGGGAUCUCGGUGGCGGCAUCCCAGGUGCUGCAGAAAGUGGAGGUGAAGCUGAUCAGCAGGGAGCAGUGCUUGGAGUGGAUCCCGCAGCUAGCGGACGGCAUGCUGUGCGCUGGCCUCGAGGAAGGAGGAAAAGACGCCUGCCAGGGGGACAGCGGGGGACCGCUGGUUUGCACCCAUGGGAAUACCAUGAAGUGGUUCGUCAUCGGCAUCGUCAGCUGGGGAGAAGGUUGUGGAGAAAAGCAAAGCCCUGGGAUCUACACGGCUGUUUAUAGCUACCUCGACUGGAUCCAGAUGGAGACAGCUAGAGACGGGAAACCCUUUAUUCCAGAAGGCAUGGAAAAUACUGCAAAUAACAUUGAAGUUCCUUCCAGUGCUAAGGCACAGCUGGAGUUUCUUGAGUCUCCUCUCCUUUUGUUUAUCUAUUUUAUAGCAAUUAGAUUACUCUAGAGAAGAUUUUUCAAAACAUAAUAAAAGUCAGGGCUAUUGUCUCGUCCUUCUUUUUGCCACUGAACCAUAUAUUAUGUCUCGGGUCAGCCUGCUCCAGCUUACUGACAUGGAUGUAGACACCAAAAUGAGAGAUGCGAUGGUGAGAUGGCAAGCUGUAGGAGCAUGGCUGCUUGCUGAAUUCGUCACUGUGUCCCUACGCUAGAAACAAGGAAGGGAAGGUGCUGGCUGGUGUUGGCCACUGACGGCAGGACUAUAAUACUGGCAUUUGAAAGUGUAGCUUAAUAUAACCAGUCAGUCUUAUUUAUCUGGAUUGCCAAUGCUGGGCUUUGUUCAGCAAAAUCUGGCUGGCGGGAGAGAACUACCCUGAAAAUCUACAAAAGCCUCUUGGUUUGGUAAUUAGCCAAAAUCCCUGAGUACAUGGGUUCUGAACCCCAAAUAGGGAGUAUCUGGCUGCUUUCUCUGGGCUCGAACACAACCUGAAUUUGAGCUCUUUUUCCUUUAUCCUCUAGCCAGGCAGGCUCUCUGUGCACUGUGCAGAGUGGCUGAUAAAUAGCAUGCAAACAAACGACAAAUCAAAAGCAAAUAGCAUUCUUCUCUAUGAUAGAGGUCUAUUACUUGCAUUUCUGAGAUGUCCAGUUCCCAGCAAAACCAGCCUGGGCUGGGACUGAGCUGGUCCUUCAUGCAAGGCCGUCCUGCACUCUCCAACAGCAAAGUGCAUUGUGAAAUGCUUUUUGGUUCUCACAAGAAGGUUGCUUUUCUUGAAAGUGAUGGGGAAGGAGGCAUGCAGCAAGGUCUCCUUCAUGUCCCACCUUUGCAAUGGCAUAAAAGCACCUGUAAUUUGCAGCAAUGAUAAAACUCAGUGAAUGUGCAAUGGGACAGAACCUCACAAAUUGGUUUUAAUUACCUUGAUACUUUCUGGCUAGCUGGUGGAGAAGCCUUGUAAAUGAGAAUUAAUUCAUCUACCUUAAGCUAAUGCAAACCCAUCUUGGCAUAAAAGUCAGACUUUAUUUUCUGUGUUAUCUGAGCAGAAAAUAAUGCUUAAUUAUUAUUAGUUCUGAGUAAUGUUUAUGAAAAUUGCUCCACAUUAAUUUCACAUGGCUGACUGGCUAAUGGAUACAUAAGGGUCUUGUAACUCUUUGCAAAAAGACUAAUAAAAGCUAAAAACAAGGGGAAUAUAUUACUUUAGCAGCUAUUAGUAGUAGACAGUGUCUGCUGGCAUUAAUACUCAUAUUUAUUUUCCUUUCUAUUAAUAAUAUAUCAACAGAUUCUAGAAGCUAUGGCAGGGGCUGGACGUCAGGAAAUAUUUCCUAAUGCUGCAAUCUAUUCAGCUACCGAAUUGUUUCCCCCAAAGGAAAUGAGAGAUGUCCUCCCGCUUGAAUUAUUUUAAUGUAGUGAUUGUAUAAAGCACUCUCGUCUAGAGCACGUGGCACAGAAAAAUCUUGUGCUUAGAGGGAACUGCAAAAAGACCCACUAGGUCUUUUCCAUCAGUAGCAUUUGCAAGCUGAUAAUGGUCUAUGUUAAAUGAAGGCAAUGCUACUUAGUGGUUAUAGCAGGACACUGCGGCUAUGGGGUCUGGUCUGCUCUGCUGCUCCUUUACUGGAUGGCCUUGGGGAAAGUCAGUUUGUGCCACUUGCCUCAGUUUCCCCACUUGUAAGUUGAGACCACAAAAGUGAUUCACUUUGCUGUGUGGAAACAUCCGUUCUGCAAAUACAAACCAGCUAUGUAGCUACGCAAUAAUAAAUAGCAGAGGCCUUCUUCUCCCUAUUUAAAACAUUGCUGAGAUAAUCAUUUUCAAAUGAAUUUGUCUUUGCUACUACAUACACUGUUCAUUUAUUCGUGUGAGAAUGGAAAUGUUUCUCUGGUAUUUCUGUGAAGUAAAUAGGUCUGAUGAAACUACGCUGAUGAACGUACUUCCUUCCAAAAAUAUUUGCGUUGUGAGAGAGCACAUCACCUUGGAUUAUGCUUUUGACGGGAUGUGUUGGAGUCAUACAAAAUCAAAAUGCAAUAAAUCA
Messenger RNA from Dromaius novaehollandiae (emu), 3431 nucleotides. RefSeq names its product serine protease 55 (gene PRSS55). Bases 481 to 1419 code for a protein of 312 amino acids. Gene Ontology annotation, molecular function: serine-type endopeptidase activity. The transcript has 5 exons. Lineage: Eukaryota; Metazoa; Chordata; Aves; Casuariiformes; Dromaiidae. The record is from RefSeq and is a predicted model, not a curated record. Gene Ontology annotation, biological process: proteolysis.